UGUCAGGAGGUCGCCAUAUUUCAGUACGGCCCCGCUGCCGGCCCGGCAGUCGGCUGGUUGGGAGAGGUGCUGACAGGGCGGGGCCGCUGCGCGGCUCUGCCGGCCUCACCCCCUCCCGCCCCGGACAGGUGGCUGGAGCGCGCCCCGCCCCCGCCAGCUGCGGGUGGGAGCGAGCGAGAGCCAGUCCCGGACGGCCGGGCGAAGAGUCCGGCAGCGGCGAAAGAGUAUCGUGGCGGCCAAAAAAAUGCUCCUGUACCGAGGGGCCCCCGCGGGCCCUGGCGCGCCGGGUAGCGCGCUGGCCAGGCCGGGCGGCGGCCCGCAGGCCUUUGGGAUCCGUUUGAGCACGAUGAGCCCUCGCUACCUACAGAGCAACUCCAGCAGCCACACGCGACCCUUCAGUGCCAUCGCGGAGCUGCUAGAUAAUGCUGUAGAUCCAGAUGUAUCCGCCAGGACGGUCUUUAUAGAUGUUGAGGAGGUCAAGAAUAAAACUUGUUUGACCUUUACUGAUGAUGGAUGUGGGAUGACACCUCAUAAACUACACCGAAUGCUCAGCUUUGGCUUUACAGAUAAAGUCAUAAAGAAGAGCCAGUGUCCCAUCGGAGUCUUUGGUAAUGGUUUCAAGUCAGGCUCCAUGCGGCUAGGAAAGGAUGCUCUUGUCUUCACCAAGAACGGGAGCACUCUCACUGUUGGACUCCUAUCACAGACAUACCUGGAAUGUGUCCAGGCCCAAGCAGUUAUUGUGCCAAUUGUUCCAUUCAACCAGCAAAACAAAAAAAUGAUUAUUACUGAGGAUUCUUUGCCCAGCCUAGAAGCCAUCUUGAACUAUUCAAUUUUCAACAAUGAAAAUGACCUGCUGUCCCAGUUUGAUGCCAUCCCAGGCAAAAAAGGCACUCGUGUUCUCAUUUGGAACAUCCGCAGAAAUAAAGAUGGAAAGUCUGAGUUGGACUUUGAUACAGAUCAGUAUGAUAUCCUGGUAACAGACUUUGGCACAGAUGAAAAAGAGACUGGUGGCGUUUCCUCUGAGCUGCCAGAAACAGAGUACUCAUUACGGGCAUUUUGUGGCAUUCUAUACAUGAAGCCACGAGUGAAAAUUUUUCUGCGUCAAAAGAAGGUGACUACCCAGAUGAUUGCCAAGAGCCUGGCCAAUGUAGGAUAUGAUAUAUAUAAGCCUACCUUCACAAAUAAGCAGGUGAAAAUAACUUUUGGGUUCUCUUGCAAGAAUAAUAACCAGUUUGGAGUAAUGAUGUAUCAUAACAACCGCCUCAUAAAGUCUUUUGAGAAGGUGGGGUGCCAGGUGAAGCCAACUCAUGGAGAAGGUGUGGGAGUAAUUGGAGUCAUUGAGUGCAAUUUCUUAAAACCUGCCUACAAUAAACAAGACUUUGAAUACACCAAGGAGUACCGGUUGACAGUAAAUGCCCUUGCCCAGAAGCUCAAUGCUUAUUGGAAGGAAAAGACCUCCCAAGAGAAUUUGGAGACCUCAGCCAUAGUCAGUCCAAUACCGAAGAUUCCUGACCAGACAUGGGUACAGUGUGAUGAGUGUCUGAAAUGGAGGAGGCUUCCUGGCAAGGUUGAUCCAUCCACAUUACCUGCAAGAUGGUUUUGCUACUAUAAUUCCCACCCAAAGUACAGGAGGUGCUCUGUUCCAGAGGAACAAGAACUCAUUGCUGAAGACCUGUACUUGAGCAGAGCUAAGAAACAAGAUCAAACUGUUGAGAAGAAGAAGGUACCAACAGAAAACGAGAGCCACCAGGUAUUCACUAAUCCGCUGAAGAUCCCUUCUAUUCAAGAUAUGGAUGACUUGAAUAAUAAGAUGACUGGGUAUGAGGGAAUUGAUAGCCCCAGCCAGCUUUCAUCUGUUGGAGAAGAAAGCAGAACAUCUUCUCUUCAACUUAAGCCUCUGGAUUCCAGCAUUUUUCAGUUCUCCAGCAAGUACAAGUGGAUCCUAGGUGAGGAACCUGUGGAGAAACGAAGAAGGCUCCAGAAUGAGAUGACAACACCUCCUCUAGAUCAUUCCAUGCCUGGCCCUUACAGGAGGGUGGAGGCAGCAGUUGCCUACCCAGAAGGGGAGAACAGCCAUGAGAAGUCCAGUUCUGAGAGAAGCACACCACCUUACCUUUCCCCAGAAUACCCAGAAGCAAUCAAGAGUACCAGUCAGAGUAGAGAGGUCUCAGUCCUGUAUUCAGGGGCCCAGGACCAACACCAGGGUUCCUUGCUCCCUGAAGAGUUAGAUCAAAUGCCACGAUUGGUGGCAGAAGAGUCUAACAGAGGCAACACACGUGUAAACAAGGAAGAAGUGAGCAAGGGACCUUUUGUAGCUGUUGUCGGUGUUGCAAAAAGUAUUAGAGAUUCAGGAGCUCCCAUUCAGCUGAUCCCUUUUAACAGAGAGGAGCUUGCUGAGAGAAGAAAAGCAGCUGAAUCCUUGAAUCCGGUGCCUUAUUCUUCUGUGGCCUCUGCUCCAACUCCUGCUGCAGCUGUUGCAGAGAAAGGAAGAGGCUACAAGGAGAACGGCAGUCGUAAUAUACCAAAGAUGAAGAACCAAAGAGAGCUAGAAGAACUGAAGAGAACCGCGGAAAAAUUGGAACGUGUUUUGGCAGAAAGGAAUAUGUUCCAGCAAAAGGUGGAAGAGCUGGAACAGGAGAGGAAUCAUUGGCAUUCCAAAUUCAAGAAAGUCCAACAUGAAUUGGUGACCUAUAGUACCCAGGAGACGGAAGGCUUGUAUUGGAGCAAGAAACACAUGGGCUAUCGCCAAGCUGAAUUCCAGAUUCUGAAAGCUGAGCUGGAGAGAACCAAAGAGGAGAAGCAGGAACUAAAAGAGAAACUGAAAGAAAUAGAGAGACACCUGGAAGUGCUGCAGAAGACUCAGGUCUCCUACCGGACCCCAGAGGGAGAUGACCUAGAAAGGGCUUUGGCAAAGCUUACGCGACUGCGUAUCCACGUCAGCUAUCUCCUUACUUCUGUCCUCCCUCACUUGGAGCUUCGCGAGAUCGGGUUUGACUCAGAACAAGUGGAUGGGAUCCUGUAUACAGUGCUGGAGGCAAAUCACAUACUGGAUUGAGCACCAGAUACUCUAUAUCCCCUUCUCUACCCUCUCCUUUCCUCCCUCCCUCUCACACACUUCUCUCCCUCCCUCCCUCUCUUGCUCGCUCUCUCUCUCUCUCUCUCUCAUCUUAUCCCUUACAAGGAGAAUCUUGGAGUAAUCCUGGUUCUUAAUCAGUCUGCUUUUUACACAGUCUUGGUGUAGAAAAAGAGGCUUAAUAGACUUGAAGAGUUCCAGGAACAGAAAAGCAGUCGUCACCAAACCAGGUGACCAGAGAGCUUUAACUUUAAUGACUCAGAUACUUGGCCUGUUUCAUAUUCUUUCUGAUAUGAUUUGUAUUCAUUUAACUUAAAUCAGUCAGCAAAUAUUGGGUCCAAUGUACCAGGUGUUUGGGGAUGAGUGAAGAAGUAUAACUCAUAGUUUCAGCCUUCAAGGACCUAACAUUCUAGUUGGAAACACAAGACCCACACCAAGUUAACUGACUUGUACAAAUGAGUGGAACAAACAUGAUAGAGAAGUUCCUGAGAAGGAAGGGCAAGGAAGGCAUCAUGUCAGAAAUGGGACCUUAGCUAAGGUUUGUUUAAAGAAUAGGCAUGACAGCAGUGUUAACAGUGGUUGGUCUUUACAUGGUAGGACUAUGGUUGACAUUUUUUUCUUCUUCCUGUCUUCCUACCUCUUUCAAAUUUUCUAUUAUAAACCUGUUAUUCUUCUUAAAUUGGAAAAAAAUAAAUCAUUUUUAAAUGAAUAGGCUUGGAUUUAGAUAUCAAGUGAGAGACUGUGUGAAAAUUUAAGGUAAUUUUUAUACUUAUAAUUUAUGUUGUAUUUAGCAUUACCUCUGGAAGAAAAACAUGAAAGCAUGGGAAAAGCUGGAAUGUAAAAAAUGUGUCUUGUAGGAGUGAUGGGUUAAUAUAAGGGAAAUAAGGUUAAAUCCCUUGUGGCUCAGCUGGUAAAGAAUCGUCUGCAAUGCGGGAGACCUGGGUUUGACCCCUGGGUUGGACAGAUCCCCUGGAGAAGGGAAAGGCUACCCACUCCAGUAUUCUGGCCUGGAGAAUCCCACGGACUGUAUAGUCUAUGGGGUUGCAAAGAGUCGGACACGACUGAGCGACUUUCAAGGUUAAAUCAUGACCCAUCUACCCACCCUCCUCUGUGGCGUUUGCAUUUUAAUAAGGAAUUCUUGAAAAAGAAAUCUUCAAGGCUCAAAUAUUUAAAAUGCGUAUCACCACGACUGUGGGCUCUAAGGUUAAGUGGGGAGGUAUUUUAGAGCAGUAACGUCUAUUUGAUAUCCCUCAGAAUACACCUCCUACCUACUCUUCAGGCUAGCGCUGGGUGAAGGAUAGAUCUCAUAUUAGCAGAAAUAGUGAAACACAUACUCCUGUAAAGUGGACAUUUUAUUUAUUCUUUUCUUUAUUGUAUUGGUAUAAUGCUUACUCUCCAAAGAGUUGAAGGUCGUCUUCAAAAGACAUUGACCAAUGAACACAUAAAAAUACACAAACCGUGAAAAAUAGGAAGUAAUGAAAUUAUAGAGAGAGGUGGGAUCAAGCAUUGCAAAGGAUUAGCUAGUCCUGAAGGAUGUUUUGGAUGUUCAUUUUAUUUCUCCUCUGCAGUUACUUCAGAAGACUCUCCCAAACUUAUUUUUAACUUUUUUGAAAUUCACGAGAGCCAUAAUGGAUACUCCAGUGGGACUGCAAGGAAGUAAGGGGAGGCUAGAGGUGCACUUCACCCAUAGAAUGUGUGCUUAAAAAACAAAGAAUGGGUGUUUAAUGAUAGCCCUGCCCUCUUCCCUCACCUCACUACUGCUCUUGCUGCCAAAUGAUGAAUUCUCGUGUCAGACUAUGAUAUGAAAGGCCCCGGUUGUCUAAUGUACUGAGGGAAGGCAGGUGGUACUUUGAACCACUCUCUCAGGGAUACUUGCUUUUCAAAUGAGGCCUGUGAAACAGUGGGACUUUGCACAGAGAGGGACAGUAUGAGGGGAGAGUGAUAUAGGGGAAGAUUCAGAGCAUUGAAGAUUCAGCCUGAGAGAAUGUGGCGUGCAUGCGUGUGUGUGUGUGUGUGUGUGUGUUGGGUCAGCAGUGGGGCAGAGUAUGAAAAAGUACAGGCAAUUGGGCUUUAGGAUGAAAAGGGUGGAAACAUUAAACUGUACUUGUGCUUACUUUCAGACCGUCUCCUAAUCUGUGGUCUCAACCCCAAACUGCUCCUUCCAACAACAGUUAGCUCUGUGAGUCCAGUCUCUACAAUACUGGAGCUACCCCUCUGUUACCCAUUUACAAUGAAACCAUACCAGCACAAAGUCCCUUUAACCAAAGUUAAAUGAGGCAAUGGAGAUCUUGAAAAGUGUCAUCCAGCCUUACCAGAGAUUAUGAUGUACUGUGGAGGCAAAAAAAAAAAGUGGUUGCCUUCUCCUGGCUAUCCUGUUAGGUUAGUAUAAUUCUUUCAAAAAUCUUUCACAUUUGCCCUUUAAUUUUUCAUUUCCACAGUCAACAAUUAGGUCCUUACUACCUCAUGCCUUCCUAAUUGAACUAGAUUCAUAUCUGACCUCCCUUGUCACCUCUUCUCAUUCAUUCACACCAGUCUACUCCCUGUCACUAAAUUGCUUUUAAUGCCCUCAUCAAGUUAGGCCUCUGCUCAACAACUGGUUGAGUGAGUGCUUUCAGCUGCGCACCGAGUGCAAUACAAAUUCCCUUGACUUCAACCAUGCUCAAUAGAUUCUUCUUACAUUCCAAACAAAAACCAUGUUCCAUCCAAGCUGAACUCUUUCAGUUUCUGAAUCUGCCUUGAAAUUUUUCUUUUCCAUCUUUGCCAUUCUAUUCCUUUUACCUGGAUUAUUUUCCUUCAUCAUCUUUCUUUUGGCUCUAAUAUCACCUUCUUUCCUGGAAAUUCCUCUGAUUAACCUAGCCAGAUAAGAAUUUCCUUUGAACAUACAAGUUUGUUGUCACUUAGGCUCUUAUCACAAGUGACCUUGUCCUAGGUUUCGCGUUAGAAAGCUCCACAUUCAAUAAAUUCAACUGCCUACUUGACAUUUGCACUUCCAGGUCUCACAGACAUUUUAAAUACAACCUGUUAAACAGUAACACACACGCUCUGGGACUGUUCCUUCCCCCAAUUUUGCUCAUUUUAGAAAAUGGCACCUCUACCCAAUCAGUUGCUUAAGCUAGAAACCUGGAAGUUAUGCUUAAUUUUCCUCCUCUAGUCCCACACAUCCAGUCUGCAGAAAGUCUGUCAAUUCUGUCUUCAAAGUAUAUCUUGACUCCACUCAUAUUUACUACAUCUACCUUAGUCCAAACUACUAUCAUCUUCCAUGUGCUAUUCUGCUUAGUCACUUCAGUCGUGUCCGACUCUGCAAUCCUAUGGACUAUAGCCCACCAGGCUCCUCUGUCCAUGGCAUUCUCUAAGCAAGUGGGUUGCCAUGCCCUCCUCCAGGGGAUCUUCCCGACCCAGGGAUCGAACCCAUGUCUCUUAACAUUUCCUGCAUUAGCAGGCAGGUUCUUUACCACUAGCGCCUGCAACUCCUAACUGGUUCCUUGCUUCCAUUUUUGUUCCCACAAUUGUCUUACACUGCAACCAGAAUGAUUAAAAAAUACAAGUCA
Cervus elaphus (red deer) is the source of this 6621-nucleotide messenger RNA. RefSeq names its product MORC family CW-type zinc finger 4 (gene MORC4). Gene Ontology annotation, molecular function: zinc ion binding; ATP hydrolysis activity. Gene Ontology annotation, cellular component: nucleoplasm; nucleus. Lineage: Eukaryota; Metazoa; Chordata; Mammalia; Artiodactyla; Cervidae. The record is from RefSeq and is a predicted model, not a curated record. The coding region runs from base 245 to 3055 and encodes 936 amino acids. The transcript is spliced from 17 exons.